Puma concolor (puma) is the source of this 1203-nucleotide messenger RNA. RefSeq names its product dynein assembly factor with WD repeats 1 (gene DAW1). Gene Ontology annotation, molecular function: protein binding. Lineage: Eukaryota; Metazoa; Chordata; Mammalia; Carnivora; Felidae. The record is from RefSeq and is a predicted model, not a curated record.
AUGUUGGAAUAUGAAACGAGUGGAGAACUGAAGACCAAAUGCAUUGAUUUGCUCAACCUCAGUCCCAGUACUGACGUCAAUGCCUUAGUAGAGGAGAUACAGAAAGCGGAGCCGGUAAUCACAGCUUCACGAUCAGACCAAGUAAAGUUUUUACUGCGGAGAUUACAAGACAAACUCAGGCAGCACAGCAACCACCAAUUCUAUCUUUUUAAGGUUCUCAGAGCACAUAUACUGCCAUUGACUAAUGUUGCACUUAAUAAAUCGGGGUCUUGCUUUAUUACAGGAAGCUAUGAUCGGACGUGUAAACUUUGGGAUACUGCAUCUGGAGAGGAGCUUCAUACCCUGGAGGGCCACCGGAAUGUGGUUUAUGCCAUAGCAUUCAACAAUCCGUAUGGUGACAAAAUUGCCACUGCAUCCUUUGAUAAGACUUGUAAGCUAUGGAGUGUAGACACGGGAAAAUGUUACCAUACCUUUAGAGGUCAUACAGCAGAAAUAGUGUGUUUGUCAUUCAAUCCUCAAAGCACCCUCGUGGCCACUGGCAGCAUGGACACAACAGCCAAACUGUGGGACAUUCAGAACGGAGAGGAAGUGCUCACUUUGACGGGACAUUCGGCUGAAAUCAUCUCUUUGUCCUUUAACACCUCGGGAGACAGAAUCAUCACAGGGUCUUUUGAUCAUACAGUUGCAGUGUGGGAAGCUGAAACUGGAAGGAAGGUGUAUACCCUAGUUGGGCAUUGUGCUGAGAUUAGCAGUGCUUCAUUCAACUGGGAUUGCUCUCUGAUAUUAACCGGCUCUAUGGACAAAACCUGCAUGCUGUGGGACGCUGCAAAUGGAAAAUAUGUGGCAACAUUAACAGGCCAUGAUGAUGAAAUACUAGACAGCUGUUUUGAUUACACUGGAAAACUUAUUGCUACUGCUUCAGCCGAUGGAACAGCAAGGGUUUUCAGUGCAGCCACAAGGAAAUGCAUCGCCAGAUUGGAGGGCCACGAAGGUGAAAUUUCAAAGAUUUCUUUCAACCCCCAAGGGAAUCGUCUUCUAACGGGCAGCGCUGAUAAAACAGCGAGAAUCUGGGAUGCUCAGACUGGUCAGUGCCUCCAGGUUCUUGAGGGGCACACUGAUGAGAUCUUUUCAUGUGCUUUCAACUAUAAAGGCAACAUAAUCAUUACAGGUAGCAAGGAUAAUACCUGUAGGAUAUGGCGUUGA